GUGCCGGGCCACUGUCGGGCGCAGCUGCUCUCACUCUCAGCUAAACGCCUCACACGUGCGGAGAGGACUGUAGUGCGUAUCUGACGCUAUUGGAGACCCCUCCGCGCACUUGUUGCCAGCUUUGGUGAUGCCAUGCCCAGGAACCACAGCGGAGACGAAGGCGGAGGCGGAGGUGGAGGCAGCGGGCUCUGGAUGAGAGCAUCACCCAGACAUCAUAACGAGGGCUACGGCAUAAAAGAUGUGGAGUGCGGACGAAAGAUGAUGAUGAACAACGCGGGAGAUGGGUUGCUGUCCCCUUCUGCCACCACCGCAGCCAGCGGCGGCACCAGCGCCGCUGGUGGUCGCGGCUCGGACGGCCUGGCAGGGAAGCAGGGAGCUCGACUCAGCCUCCUGGGAAAGCCGCUGGUGUACAGCGCCCAGAGCGGCCGAAGAAACGUGCGCUACCGGCGGCUUCAAAACUACCUAUACAACGUCCUGGAGAGACCCAGAACCUGGGCGUUCAUCUACCACGCUUUCGUGUUCAUCUUGGUUUUCACCUGCCUGGUCCUUUCCGUUUUCUCAACCAUCCCGGCUCAUCAGGACAUCUCCUCCAAUUGCCUACUAAUUCUGGAGUUUGUGAUGAUCGUUGUGUUUGGUUUGGAGUAUAUCAUACGCAUCUGGUCGGCAGGAUGCUGCUGCCGCUACAGAGGAUGGCAGGGCCGUCUGCGCUUCGCCAGGAAGCCCUUCUGUGUCAUAGACAUCAUAGUGUUGAUUGCAUCGGUAGCAGUGGUGUCGUCGGCAGGCAGUCAAACCAACAUGUUUGCCACCUCAGUCCUGCGGAGCUUGCGUUUCCUGCAGAUUCUUCGGAUGGUACGGAUGGACCGAAGAGGCGGGACCUGGAAGCUGCUGGGAUCUGUGGUGUACGCUCAUAGUAAGGAGCUGGUAACUGCCUGGUACAUCGGCUUCCUGGUUUUGAUCUUCUCUUCGUUCCUCGUCUACCUCGUGGAGAACAAGUUCAACAAAGAGUUUGCCACCUAUGCUGAUGCAUUGUGGUGGGGCACGAUCACCCUAACAACUAUCGGCUAUGGAGACAAGACACCAAAGACAUGGACAGGACGGAUGCUGUCCGCAGGGUUCGCACUCCUGGGUAUUUCCUUCUUUGCCUUGCCUGCUGGUAUUCUGGGCUCUGGAUUUGCCCUGAAGGUUCAGGAGCAGCACAGACAAAAACACUUUGAGAAGAGGAGGAACCCUGCAGCCUACCUCAUCCAGUGUGUUUGGCGUAGUUAUGCAGCUGAUGAGAACUCGGUUUCCGUUGCUACCUGGAAGCCUCACUUGAAAGCAUUGCAUACCUGCAGCCCUACAAAGAAGGAUCAGGGGGAGUCAACCUCCAGUAAAAUUCAUAGUAAUAAGCAGAAGCUACUGAGGAGUUAUACCACUCGGAAACAUAGCCAAAAGUUAAGCUUCAAAGAGCGUGUGAGGAUGGCAAGCCCCCGCGGUCAGAGCAUCAAGAACCGCCAGACGUCCUCUGUAAAUGACCGGCGUUCUCCAGUGGCCGAUGGUGGCACAGAGGGCACCAGUCCUGCCAAGGUUCAAAAGAGCUGGAGCUUCAACGACCGCACGCGCUUCAGACCUUCGCUCCGGCUCAAGAGCCAGUCCCGCUCCACCACUGACGCAGACUCCACUGUGACGGGGGACGAUGCCUUUGAUGAUAAGGGCUGCCACUGUGAGAUCUCUGUGGAAGACUUGCUGCCCUCCAUCAAGACUGUCAUCCGAGCUGUCAGGAUCAUGAAGUUUCAUGUAGCAAAGAAGAAGUUUAAGGAGACUCUGCGUCCAUAUGAUGUCAAAGAUGUGAUUGAACAGUACUCUGCCGGUCACUUGGACAUGCUGUGCCGCAUUAAGAGUCUGCAGACCAGGGUGGACCAAAUUCUUGGGAAGGGACAGGUCCCUCUGGAUAAGAAGAUACGAGAGAAGUUGCUGUCUGAUGGAGAUAUGUUGGAGGACAUGAGCAUGCUGGGUCGUGUCUGUAAGGUGGAGAGACAGGUUCAGUCAAUUGAGUCAAAGUUGGACUCUCUGUUGGACAUUUAUCGUCAGGUUUUGCGUAAAGGCUCCUCUUCGGCUCUCACUCUCUCUUCGCUACCCCUGUUUGAGCUAGAGCAGACCUCUGACUACAACUCUUCAGUCUUUAGUAAGGACCUCUCCACUCAGGUCAGCUGCGGUGGAGCGCUUCCCCCGAGCGGCUACACCACACGCUCUUCAACCAACUCCCAGCUCUCCCAGGGAGGGCUUCACCUCAUUCUAGCACCUCAGAACGAACUCAACCUUAAUCUCCAUGCGUCAUCGUCCACACCUCCCUCUGGCCUCACAUCUUCCCCUUUUAGCCCCUCGCCGCUGCCUCGUUAUCAUCCUCAUCUGCAACAUCAUAAACAGGUUCAGGCCACAUCACCUGAAAGUGGCACUGAUGAGGCUGUGGGGAGCUCCCCUACUGUCCUCACCCCGAACAGUACCAGCAGUUCUGGGGGCCGAGGAGUAGGAGAUGAAGGCUUUCCUUUUUUGGCAAGGCUUCCGCCUCCCCCUUCUAGACAAACCCCUGGCAAACUGAUCCAAGCAACCUCUAGAGAGACUUCUCCUGAAAUUAAGAGCUUCUGCAGAGGUCUGCAUAGCCACACAGAAGACAGUAAUGUUGGGAAGGACCUAGGACUUGAGUUUGGAUUGAGCACAUUAGGGCAACAGUUAAAAGGGAACACUAAUGGUACUGGCAGGCUUAACGCAAAGGAAGAAGGCUCCUGGAGGAGGCACAUGAGUCUCGAACUGGAGCCACUUAUGCCAUCAGCACCAGGUUGUUGCUCGAGGCCCAUCCAUAUGGACCAGGGAAUGGGCAAAUCCAUGUCAGUGCAGGACCUGGUGCAGGUAGGUCCUGUUCAUGAUGCACACCAAAGCCACAGCCUUUCCUCUCCAAGUCCAAGUACAAGCAGUGACUCUCCAACAGGCUUCAACAGUUGUUGCCAAGACCUUGUCGGAGACACUGGUGGUACAAGAAGAGGAUGUUGGGGCGAGGAGGACCUCUUUAUCAGUGACAGGGACAUGGAGGGGCAAGGGUUUGACUUUUUGUCACAGGGGACAUCUGAGAUUCACUCAUUUUCUUCUGAGCACCUGAGGACAGCAGAUAGAGCGGGGGUAGGGACCCAGGGCUCUAACCGGAGCCUGGCUGGUGGUCCGUCAUCGUCAGCCUCCACUGGCAACGUCGAACUGCUGAACAUGCCACAUGUACGGCUAAAAUAAGCCCAUUAAACAUUUGGAAGAAACACAAAUCUCACCUCAGAGACGGUUUUUAUCUUUUUUUUGGAGGCGAGAUUGAUGGGUGGGUGGGAAUUUUACAUGGGGUCUUGUUUUCUUUUGUUUAUUUUUGACUUGGUUCUCUUGAUAAGAUUCCUUUUUUUUCACACAGGAUAAUCAUAUUGGCAUGAAUUACUCUGUGUUUUAAUGUGUUUCAUGGAUCUGAAAUAAAAGACGAAUGACAAAAAAGGCAGAAAACUAUUUUUGAAUUAAAUUAAGUAAUGGAUGGGUCGAUGUGCUAUGUAGCAUGAACUGCAUGUUUUCAGUAAAGCACAGAUAAGAAACUACACCUACAAGCAUGGCCAUCCACUACCUUAAUAGUUUAUUGUGAGUUAAAAAGCUUUUUGUGGUCCAUGACAUCUGAGAAAUGUUUUCAUUGUGUUUUUAUAAACUCAUAUCCACUUUAGGAAGCCAGAUCUCUGCAAGUAAUUGAACUGACCUGUUUUCAUUUGGAAUACAGAAAAUACAUAUUUCACAAAAUCCACAUGUUUUAACUUCUUUUUGCAUAAUGUUCAUUGAACAAUCCAGUUAAUAAAUGUGCACAAAUAUGAUAAAAUGCUAGUUUUUUGUGAUGAUAAAAACUGAGACCAUAAAAUUUUUUUUCUGAAAAUGUCAACAGUGCAACUGGAAAAAACAACAUUUCUGCUUUUGUGUAAAAAUCUAAAAAAUUUCCUGGUGCAAAAUUGUACACACCCUUUAAACUUUAGCUAUGUAAAAAGUCCCUUUGAUUCAGUUUCAAGUUGGGAAAAGAGGCUAUGGCCAAAAAAAUAGAAAUGAUUUUCCAAAAUCUUCACGUGUCUGUAAGGAAACCUAAGAUAUAGAGGGAUGUCAUUUUUCAGCAUCACAAUCAAACUACUGCACAUCCAAAUCAACAAAUUGAUGGCUAAUUGAGAAAAAUCUUUUGGAGUAGCCGAGCAGAAGUCAUGAACUCAAACAAAAUAUUUGUAGGAUCAUCUGAAGAGGAUUGUUGAGAAGAAAUGUUCUCACUGUCUAGCAUUUCACAUUUGAAGACGUCUUCAGCUAACUGUGUUAUGGUUUUCUCAAGUACGGCACGGAUCAAAAUCAACUAAGUAUUUUUUAUAUUUCUCCUCUGGUGUGUUUAUUUCUCAGUGGAAUUAGUCGGGAUAUAAGUGAAAAUACAUUGGCACACAUUUUUGAAAAGAUUCUUCAUGGUAUCAUUUUUUUUACAUCACAAAGUACAAAAUGAGUGGGACGAUACCUUUGUAUGUGUUCACUGUGCAAUUUGUAAUGAGCAACUACUUCAGUAUCUCCAGAGCAAAACUGAAUAGUAGUAAGCAGGCCUUCUUACAUCAAAAUGUAAGACAUGAUUUUUUUUAUGGCAUUUAUUAGCUGUUUUUUUUUUCUACAAACCCUUCAUGAUUUAAUUCUCUGUUAAAUUAAUUAAUUAAGUAAACACAGGAGCAGAACUACCCAGCCAGUCUGCGUAACAGAACACACAAUCUAACUUCAUGACAUGCUGCCACAAUAAUUGUUAAUGUCUGUUGAUGUCUAUGCUCCAUCCUUCAUAACAUGCUUUUUCAAAUGAGAGGGGGCAUCUAUGACACUUAAAGUAAUUAUGCCCUGUCCAUUUUACUUCAGCUCUGUGCAGCUCCUCAUAAUGACUUAAAUGUUAUCAUUUCCUAAAGCUGCUGUGAAAAUAUUCUGAAAAAAUGAUUUUGGGCAUCAAAUUCAU
This is a messenger RNA of Poeciliopsis prolifica (blackstripe livebearer), 5005 nucleotides long. RefSeq names its product potassium voltage-gated channel, KQT-like subfamily, member 5b (gene kcnq5b). Bases 133 to 3258 code for a protein of 1041 amino acids. Gene Ontology annotation, biological process: transmembrane transport; potassium ion transport. Gene Ontology annotation, molecular function: voltage-gated potassium channel activity. The record is from RefSeq and is a predicted model, not a curated record. Gene Ontology annotation, cellular component: membrane. Lineage: Eukaryota; Metazoa; Chordata; Actinopteri; Cyprinodontiformes; Poeciliidae. The transcript has 15 exons.